AUGGGACGCUCUAAAAUGAACUGUUCAAAGAGGUCAAGACCUUUCUGUCAUGUAUCAAAGGCGACUUCAAUCAGUGGGCAUUCUAUCCGAAUGCUCAGAAACGGAGGUAAUGGACGUAAUCCCUUCUUUCGCUUUCUGGCACACUUUCGGAAAUGUCUCAUCGACUUGGUAUGCCACUUGCCCUCAGAUGAGGUAACCCAAAUGGCCAGCAAGAUUUGGAAUUCCAUGAGCCCGGCAGAGAAAAAACCUUUCGUCGCUGCUGCCCGAAACUAUAGUUACACCUUCCGAUCGCGAAGCAAAAAAGUUAACUGGCUGCUGCAAAAACUGCGAGAAUUUGCUGCUGCGGAAGAAUGCCAAGCUCAAUCGCUGUGGUUGCUGAUGAACGGCAUCAAUUACUGGCAGAAUUGCGUUCUGGAUGAUCUUUUAAACCUUGAUUGACAAUUGAAGCCA
Molecule: messenger RNA, 450 nt
Organism: Drosophila eugracilis
Lineage: Eukaryota; Metazoa; Arthropoda; Insecta; Diptera; Drosophilidae
Exons: 1
Coding region: 1-438 (145 amino acids)
Source: RefSeq, a predicted model, not a curated record